Messenger RNA from Sphaeroforma arctica JP610, 2136 nucleotides. RefSeq lists its product as hypothetical. Gene Ontology annotation, molecular function: mRNA binding. Gene Ontology annotation, cellular component: spliceosomal complex. The coding region runs from base 151 to 2085 and encodes 644 amino acids. Lineage: Eukaryota; Ichthyosporea; Ichthyophonida. The transcript has 14 exons. Gene Ontology annotation, biological process: mRNA processing. The record is from RefSeq and is a predicted model, not a curated record.
CUUCAAUGCAUUGUAAAUAAAUAAAUUCAUCCACUUCCGAUAUCGUAGGGUCAAUUUUGUGAUUAGCACAUAAAAAGUUGGUCCGCGCUUCAAACCCCAUCACCUCAACUCAUAUGCCCAGUUUUAUACAGCAACUUACGAGCCCACAAAAUGGCUUACAACAACGUGCCUUUUGGUAACCCAAACAUGGUUCCCCCGGGGAUGUCUUCAAUGGGCUUACCCGGAAGGGGUCCUCCAGGUUUGGGACCGCACGGCAUGAGUGGAAAGAAUUGUCUUCCCGGUAUGGGGGCGCCAAUGAGACCGAUGAUGGGCCAAGCGAUGAUGCGGUCGCCGAUGGGGAUGGUGCCGCAACAAUGGCGCCCGCCGAUACCGAACUCUAUGGGCCCGGCAGGUGGCAAUCUUGCGCCACCUGGGAGCGGACCACGAAUGUUUAAUAAUACUUCUGGAGCCGGCCCAGGUGCGGCUAUGGCCCCAGGUAUGACCUCGUCAACGGGUUUGGCCAUACCGCCAGGUGUGAACAUGAAUUUAGGAAUCGGGCCGCCAACCAAUAUGGGUGGAGCACCUGGAAUUGCCAACAUGAGUAAUCCGACUGGCCCAGGUGCUGGGGCAUCGACCAACUUUGUUCCUGUGGGUGAAAAGGUCAAGCAGGGAGUGACAGUGUUUGUAGGAAAUAUAUCUGCAAAUAUUCCCGAUAAAAGUUUAGAAAGUAUACUCAGAUCAUGCAGUACUGUCACUAAAUGGAAAAGAGUGAAAGGCGCGGCUGGCAAUCUUCAAAGUUUUGGCUUCUGUGAUUAUGAUAGUGAAGAGGGGGCACUUCGAGCACUCCGUGUACUGAACGGAGUUCGCAUCGGCGAGAAAGUUCUGAAGGUCACAGUGGAUGAGAAAAACAACAAACUUCUCGAAGAAUACAAGGCCAAUCAAGCGGCAGGAGAUGUGGCGACUCAGAGUACUGAAGACGAAGCCCUGUCAGCUCAAAUCCAGAAGAUCAUAAAAUCGAAUGUAGACCUUGUUAGUGUUGCAGAUCUAAACGAGUCGAAUGCAGUCACAAAUGCUAGUGGGGCCAGCGAAGAGAAAAUCAAGGAAAGGGUAGAGACUAUAAGUACUGAGAUUGGGCGGUUUAGGGAAAAUGAGAAGAAAGAAUCAGAGAGAAGCAAUAGAAAUGUGAAAGGCAAGGAAGAGAGCAAACGACGUCGCAGAAGUCGCAGUCGCAGUCGUGAAAGAAGGAAGGAGCGCAGAACAAGUAUGGAGCGAGCAGACUAUACCAAGGAUCGAGCGAAAGCGAUUGAAAACGAAGAAAGACGGCUGACAAAACUACAGAGGGAUUCUGAAUACGAAUUAAAAGAGCUGGAACGUAUAACAGAAAGGAAAGACAAAGAGAGAGUGAGGGAAUUCCAAAAAAAGCAAGAGAGAGAAGAGAUCAAAGAAAAUGAUCGCUUACGAGCCCAACGUAAACGGCGUGAGCGAGAAAUGGAAUUCGCCGGGAAUUUUGAUGACGAACACGAUGAUGCAAAGUAUUUCUCUUCGUCCGUUCUGAAGAAGCUUCGAUUAGAGAGAGCACGUGAAGUCACUCAAGAUGAACGGGACAAGUCGAGAGAAUCGGAAGUGCUAGGCGAGCUACCAGACGAUGAGGACGAUCUUUUCAUCAUAAAGAAGCCAGAGGUGCCAGAAUUGGUGCACCCCGAAGGCUAUUUUGACGAAGCGAAGCUUAUGAACGAAGGUCUAUCAGCAGAGGAAAUAGCGGCUGAGAAAAAGAGUCUUAUGAUGGCAGUGAUAGCUCGUGUUCCGCAAUCGGAGGAAGUAUUGUUCCAAUUUGAUAUCCCUUGGGAGAUGCUUUCUGCGGCUAUGUUCGUCAAAAGGAUACAACCAUGGGUCAACAAGAAGAUCACAGAAUAUAUAGGUGAAGAGGAGCCCUCACUAACGGAAUUCAUAUGCGAUAAAGUGAAAGUUAGGACACCUGCGGCUGAGAUUCUUACAGAUGUUGCACAGGUACUGGACGAGGAAGCCAACAUAUUUGUUGUCAAGCUGUGGCGAUUGCUCAUAUAUGAGUGUGAAGCCGCUAGGCUCAAUCUUUCUGCUUAUGACUAAAUGAAUGAAAAUUAGAUACUGACUACGAACACAUUAAAGAAUAGUACUUGG